UACUUUGUAGUGUGGAUGGCCAAUGCUUAAAACCGGGAUUGGAAGAACCAACAAAACCUGGAGAAGAUUCAGGAAGAUGCUACCGGAAAUCGUGGUGUCCAUGGAGACGUUAUCGGAAGUUGGGGUUGCUAGGAGGCCUGGGCGCGUCCGCUAAGUUGCAGAAUGGCUGAAGUCCCAGAAGAUUUCCACCUUGGCCCAGAAGAGACGCUGGAGCCUGAGACACUCAUACUGCCUGGACCUCUUGAGUUGCCCAAAGAUGCCGAAACAGACGCUGUGGCGGAGACAGAUGCGGAGCCACCUGCAGAGAUUGACCAAGAGCCACCGCCACCGGAAACCCAGGGUGAGGACUUGGAAGAGGAGGAGCCUGAGAGUUCUCAGAGUGGACAGCCACAAUCAGCCGGGACGCCUGAGGAAGACACUGCUGCCGACGCUGGGACCGACUUGUCUGGUGAAACGGAACAAAGGAUUCCCCAAGAGGUCAAGUCAGAGACUUCAGGAGAAACCGACAAGGAGAUCUUCAAGGAUCUGGAGGUGCCCGGGGAUGAACAGCGUGAGGAAACCUACCUGGAGCCAUCGGAGGAGGCGAAAUCAGAUGUUACAGAGGUUCACACGGAGACAGAGGAGGAUUCGGAGCUAUCCUCCGAGGUGCCCGCGGCCACAAUCAGUGGGAAAAUAUUCGAGCUGCUAAAUGUUCCAGAGGAAUCGCUUAGCGAACAACACGCAGAAACGGAUGUGGAGCCUCCAGAGCAGAUCAGAGAGGAUUCCCCAAGUGAUGCAUCAGUAACAGGGGAUGAAGAGACGCUAGAGAUAGCCCAGAUGGCUGGAGCCGAGAUUCCAGAGGAAACACAAGAAUUUCCAGACGACAAGCUGAGACAGUCAAUGGAGGACAAAGCUGCAGAGCCAGCAGAAGAGAUCACAUCCGAAUUUGCCGAGGAAAGAUCGAGGGAACCAAGUCCGACACUGUCAGAACAGACGGGAUCAGAAGUUCCAGAGGACACAGGCGAAGAGUCAGAAGAGGGGAUGGAAAAACAGUCCUCAGAGGAUACCGGUCUAAUGCCUCCAGAGGAAAGCAGGCCAGAAGUUCAAGAGGAGACCCGAAGAAAAUCAGUUGAGGAAGUUCUAGAGCUAACAAAAGACAAUAAACCAGAAGAUCAAAUCAAGAAGCAAGGGGAAUCAACUGAAGAGCUAGAGCUACUACAGCAGGCUGAAACAGAGGAGACACUGGGAGAGUCAGCUGAAGAGAAAGAGCUAGAACUACCGGAACAGGUGCAGCCAGAAUUUCCAAAGGAAGAACUGUUACAGAAACCAACGGAGGGCACAGGUCAGGUGCCACCACAGGAGACCAAGCCAGAGACUCAAGAGAAGACAGCAACCAUGCCAACUGAGAGAAGUCUAGAGUUACCAGAGGAAACCCAACAGAAAGAAACGCUUGCAGAACUUGCCAAGGAAGACAGGCCCGAGCCCAUCAAAUCUGUAGACCAGGAGGAGCUGCAGCGCUCUGAGAGCCUUAGAAUAGACCUUGCCUUAGAGCCUGACCGAGGAAGUGAAGUCAUAUCUGUUUCUACAGAUUAUGAGUAUUACUCAGAACUUCAAAGCAUGCUUCCACCUGUUCAGUCACAUUACUGCAACGUGUGUAUCGUAGAGUCACAGCCUGAACUCACAGACCUUACUAAAAAGACUACAGAUUCAUCCCAAGAAUUGCAGGAACCAGGACCUAAAGAUAAAGGAAUCCAGCCGAAAAAAAGAAGUGUGCCACAAUUUGAUUAUCUCAAGUGGAGUCCAGAGAGAGUGGCAGAGUGGAUUAGUGAGUUAGGCUUCCCACAGUACAAGGAGUGCUUCACUGCAAACUUCAUCAGUGGCCAAAAACUCAUCCAUGUCAACUGCUCCAACCUCCCUCAGAUGGGGAUAACGGAUUUUGAGGACAUGAAGGCAAUUUCUCGGCACACGCGGGAACUACUGCAAAUUGAAGAGCCAUUAUUCAGACGCAGCAUCCGAUUUCCCUAUAGGGACAAUACUGGCCUCUUUUUACAGCAGAAGGCCCAUAGUGGAGCAAAAUCUGAUGCCUUAACCUUAUCUGAAUUUGUCAAAGCAGCAAGAUUACAGGAUUAUGCUCCUCAAAUAACUGCCCUGGAAGAGAAUGGGGCACCCUAGGGAAGGCCAUUUUACCUAGCCUGGAAAAUCGCACAAUUCCUCGGGGAAAGAAGUGUGGUCUUCUUGGGCUUUUCUGUUUUGCCAUUUCAUUCAAGCUCAGAGUUAAAACUCCUGGCUGCAUUCCCAAUUUUUCACUGACUCAUGGUACC
Messenger RNA from Ochotona princeps (American pika), 2300 nucleotides. RefSeq names its product sterile alpha motif domain containing 15 (gene SAMD15). Gene Ontology annotation, molecular function: protein binding. The record is from RefSeq and is a predicted model, not a curated record. The transcript has 3 exons. Bases 163 to 2151 code for a protein of 662 amino acids. NCBI's taxonomy places the organism in Eukaryota, Metazoa, Chordata, Mammalia, Lagomorpha, Ochotonidae.